AUGAAUAUCGAUGGUGGUAACUCUUUGUUCCAAUUGAGAAAGGAAUUGUACUCUACCGAUAACAAACUUUCUUCUAUCGACGAUGAUCUAUCAGACAGAAACACUACAGAGGAUCUGAUCAUGCUGCCUUCGUCGGCCAAUUCAAACUUCUCCUCUCCAUACACUUCAAAUAAUAAAUAUGGUAAUACAAAGAUCUUAACUGAAACUGAAAAAUAUUCCGUGACUAAGCUAUCUACCGAUCUAUCGUUUCUACCUGGCAGUAAUGGUAAUAAUAAUACCAUUGAUACUCACCAUUUCGAAGGUUUGGUGGAUACUGCUUUGCAAAAAGCUUUAGUAAACGAUCUAGACCAUAUCUAUAUAUGGAACUACAACUCAAUUCAAAAAGACACUCCCAUUUGUAAAAUCUCGUUACAUGAUGACUAUUCUGUUUUGAGUUCGCCUCCUAUUUGUCUAUUCACUUCUUCCAUUUCUUCAACUAAUAACGACACCGCAAACUACAACAACAAUGCCAGUGGUAAUAUCAACUCAGGAAAAUUUAAUAACGGUAUUUGUAUCAUCAAUAAAAAAAAUAGUCAGUUCUUGUAUUUCGAAGAUAUAAGCACUAUUAACAAUUUAUAUACAAAACUAUCAAAAUCAAAGGCUCAUGUGUUGGAUUUAAAAUUAAAAGAUAAUGAAAAUAUCACUUCGACCAUCAAUUGUGAACCUUCGGGAAUUAUCAUUGCUACUUCAUUGGGCCGUGUCCUAUUUAUCACCAUAAAGGACUCAACAGGUAAACCGAAACUUGAAUUAAAACAACAACUAAUAAAGCCACAGAAUAGUUUCUUCUUUAGAAAUUUAGAUUCAUCUAAAGAAAUUAUAUCUUUGAAAAAGGGUCCAAUUGUAGGAAAAGGUGAAAGAUUACUAUACAUCACUACAAGAGGUGGUUCUUUACAAAUUUGGCAAUUAUCAAUAAACUCAAAAUCCUUUAAACGAUUGGAAAUUAAUAUUUAUGAACAUGUAUUAGAUUCAUUACAAGAUUUAUACCCUUUUGCCCAUGGUACUCUAGCAUUUUUAGAUUCACAUCCAAUAUACUCUGAUACUUCUUCAGCUCAUUUAACUUUAGCAUCAAUUUCAAACGGUAACGAAAUUUAUUACCUGAUGAUUACCGUCAUUUUAGAUGAAAAGACAAAUAGUUUCCAAAUCUUCUCCAUUUAUAAACUAAACACCUAUUUCACAAAAUCAACAGUAGAUUUGAACCAUAAGCCACAGUUAUUCAUACCAAAUGCCCUGGAUUCUAUUGUUAGUCCAACUCUAUCAGUAUACGUAUUAUUUAAUAAUGCAGUCGUAAUGACCCAAAUCAGUUCAAAAUUAGAUUCAAGUUUUCCUUUAAGAAGAAAAUGGGAAGAUAUUAUCAGAUUCAAUAAAGAUGUAGAAAUUAUUGGUUCUGGCUAUAGCACAGACUCUAUCUAUGUCAUUUGUAAAGAUAUGGGUGUGUUAAAGAUUGCUUCCCACUCAAACAAUAACCAAGAAUUAGAACUAGUCAGCUUUGUUAAAUCUCAUAUUGACCAAGCAGUAUAUUUUUCGACAAUCACUUCAAAUCCUAUCGAAUUUAAUUUACCUGAAAGUCUAUCACUGGAUACCACGGAUAUAGAAAAUGAUAUCAAAACUUCAUGUGAUGAAAUAUUUUAUUCUACAGGCAGUUAUAUACCACCAAUGCUCAAUACAUUAGAACAACAUUUGAAUCUAAGAAUAGAGUAUUUUAACAAUUUGAUUGAAUUCACUAAAAUAAAUUUCAAUUACAAAAUAUCUCCAACUGUUAAAUUAUAUUUAAUCGAAAAAAUUAGCAUCUUAAAAUGUUGUUUAGCAUUAUUCAAAUAUAUCUCCGAUAAAGCUAUUUUGUCAAAUAUUUGGAGAGAUUUAGUUUUAAACUCUUUUAAUGACUCUAGUUUAGAAGAAUUCGUUUUAGGUAAGUUAGAUGAAUUUCCAAGAUUAUUCACAAUAUUUCUAAAUGAUUUAUCAGCAAAGAUUGUAGGUUUCAAUGAUGUUGAAGAAAAAGUUAAAAUUGUAGAUCUACUAAUAACUUGUGUUUACGAUGCUGUAUUAGAAAAUUGUGAAAAAUCCAUUAGAUAUGAUGCAUUACAACUAGAUCCACUUGAAUUAGACAAUAAGCCAAUGUGGUUCACAAAUUUGACCAAUAUCAAAGCCAUGAAUAACAUUUUCUUCUCCUUUAUAUUCCCUGACAAUGAUUUAAGUGUCGAAAAUAAACAGCGCUUACUAACAGUUGUUAAACUAUUGUAUUAUGUUAUAAACCAAAAUAUGAUCUGGCAUAAAUCAAUGAAACAAAUUGAAACUGAGGAAUACAAGGAAGUGGAAGCUUUAUAUAACGAUAACCAUGCUAAUUGGAUCCAUGUAUUGUGCAAUAUUGGUGUUCACGAAGAAGCAUUGCAAAUCUGUGAAUUCUACCAUGAUUUAGGCGGAUUGGUCGAAAUAUUAGAGAAAUUGGAUUUUGAAAUAUCGAGAGAAUUAUACGAUCAAUACUUCAAAAUGUUUGGGUAUGAAUUUGCUACAAUUUUGUUUGAAUAUUAUAUAAAUGCAAAGGACUUAAAGGCAUUGUUCUUCAAAUUCCCUAAUCAUCAUGAUUUGCUAAAUAAAUUCCUUUUAAGUUCCCCACCAAAAUAUUAUAAAUAUGCAUGGAUACAAGAAAUAAUCGAUAAUGAUUAUAGAAAGGCAUCUGAUAUUUUAACAACUUUAAGUGUUGGUGAAGCAGGGGAUGGUUGUGAAAUUUCUGAAAGGCAAUUACAUUUGAACAUAGCAAAACUGAGUGGAUUAGUUGAUGAGAAUUUUGAUGCCAAUCAAAUGAUUGAAAUCCAGCGCGAUAUCGACACAAUUGAUCAUCAAACAAGAAUUAAGAAAUUAUUGGAAGAAGACCCUACAGGAAUAUCAAUGAAUCAAGCAUUUGCCAAUAACGAGUUUGGUGAAAAGUUCCAAGAGACAAAAUAUUGCAUUCAAAAUGACAAGUCAAUUAAUAUCAAAUAUAUAAUUGAUAUGUUGAGCAUGAUGGACAGUGUUGAAAAUCUUUACGAAGCUUUAAAAUUAACUUGCAUCUAUAGACAUUCAUUAGGAUAUGAAGUCAGUAAAUAUUUCCAACAGAGCAUCUGGAGACGUUGUAUUAUCGAAGAAAGCAAAGACGGUGUUAUUCAAUUAGAAGGCGAGAAUAGCAAAAUAUAUCAGUUAUUGGUUAAAUAUUUUGAAGGGAAAUUAUAUGAGUACGAUUGUAAGUUACCGUUUGUAUCGUUCCUAAUGGAUCGUAUUGGCAUCAGCAUGAAUUUUUUGAGUAUAAUCUAUGGUAACGAUAAUAAUGUAUUGGUUUCAAUUAGCGACUCAAUCGAAAGAGAAUACCAUGAUCUAAUAAGAAUUGGAGACACUUUAGAGUCACAAUUAAGCACAAUAAUUGGCAGUGCUAACGAGAGUACCGGAAAUGAAUGUACUAUAAAUUACGAAACCAAAAGUAUCGAAUAUUAA
This is a messenger RNA of Vanderwaltozyma polyspora DSM 70294, 3501 nucleotides long. It is a transcript of the gene NUP133, whose product is annotated as Nup133p. Gene Ontology annotation, biological process: protein import into nucleus; transcription-dependent tethering of RNA polymerase II gene DNA at nuclear periphery; poly(A)+ mRNA export from nucleus. Gene Ontology annotation, cellular component: nuclear pore outer ring. NCBI's taxonomy places the organism in Eukaryota, Fungi, Ascomycota, Saccharomycetes, Saccharomycetales, Saccharomycetaceae. Gene Ontology annotation, molecular function: structural constituent of nuclear pore; protein binding. The coding region runs from base 1 to 3501 and encodes 1166 amino acids. The transcript has a single exon. The record is from RefSeq and is a predicted model, not a curated record.